Durusdinium trenchii is the source of this 802-nucleotide messenger RNA. Lineage: Eukaryota; Dinophyceae; Suessiales; Symbiodiniaceae. The record is from the annotation of a GenBank genome assembly.
CCGACGGUCUGGAGUUGCUUAAAGCAUUCAACGUCAUUCAACGAAAUCUUCGCCAUGCCGAUUGAUUAUUCGAAGUUUGACGACAUUGAGGAUGAUCUUGAUGGAGAUGAGUGGCGACAAAUGCUGGAAGAGCUGACACGAGAGGUCGCAUGUGAUCGGAUGUCGUCACCGAGGUUCGGUGAUGAGAUGGGGAUGGACUUGGGCUUUGAUCUUGGCUACGAUAUGGAGAUGGAUGAUCCAGGCCUCGAAGAGUCCGAGCGAUUGGAUUUCACCGACCUUCACGACAAGGCAUGGCAACUCUUGCUGCGACGAUGCACCACAUCGCCUUUUGCGGCAAAGACACUGCCACGACGACUGCUCUUAGAGGCCGAACUGCGCCUGCGUGGGCGUCAACACCAUGAGGCCUUGCUGUGUGCAUUGGCAUUACGUUUCUCCGUGGGAGUGGAGGAGGAGGUGCCUGAGCUGCCAGAGACAGCGCCCAGCACUGAUGUGGACCAGGAGGAGCUGCCCGCGGAAUGCUGGCUAGUCCCUGCUGCUGUGGUGGAAAUGGUUUGUGCUUACCAACUCGGUGAUCGGGAACAUGCGGUGCGAUUGAGAGAUGCUUUGUUGCCCGUAGACCGGAGCCUUCUCUCAAAGCACUUGUCGAAGCGCUUCGACGGUACCGCAGAGGUGCUAGACUUUGUCCCGCAGUUUCUGAGCUUGCUAAAUGCGAACAGGUCCUAAAGGCUGUUGCUGCUCUUGCCUCCGUUGAUUCGCCUGGCCAAGUGAAAUGCUAGGGUGGAGGUAGUUCGUGGAGCAAAAA